UGAGUAAUUUAGCUGUUUUGGACUGACUUUCACCACACUUUAUUUUAUUUUGGACAGCUUCAUACACAGACGUUAUAUCAUAUUCCGCUGGAUACUUUUACAUGGAAUAGUUCUGGAUCCAACUCACAUUUUUGUUUGUUUCUUUAUGGAUGGCAUGGCUUUUGAAGGAACGUGAUUUUUCAUAAGUGUUUACAAACUCGUGGGAAACUCCAAACAAAGUUACUGUUCAAGAGAAGUUUAAUUCCGAAGAUGGAUCAGCAGGCUGCUGGAGGGGAGGACCCAAAUAAACCCCCCAAAAAGAAAUCCAGUGAGGAUGAGAGCAAAAACAAAAAACUGAACAUACACAUAAAAACAUUGGCUGAUGACAUGCGUGACAGAAUCACCAGUUUUCGAAAGCAAGGCACGAAGAAGGAGAAGCUUCUUAUCCAGCACCCCACAGACCCUAUCUCCUUCCAGACUGAGCUGCCUGUGCCCCAGCCGCUCUUCGACGAUCGCUCCAUGAACCUGUCAGAGAAAGAGAUCGUGGACUUGUUUGAGAAGAUGAUGGAGGACAUGAACCUGAAUGAAGAGCGUAAGGCCCCCCUGCGAGGGAAGGACCUGAGCACUAAACGGGAGAUGGUGGUCCAGUACAUUUCUGCAACAGCCAAAUCUAUAACUGGGAGCAAAGUUGCGGGUGGACUGAGGAACAGCAAGCACGAGUGUACUCUCUCGUCACAGGAGUACGUGCACGAGCUGCGCUCAGGCAUCUCCGAAGACAAACUGCUCAUCUGCCUGGAGUCCCUGCGCGUGUCCUUGACCAGCAACCCCGUCAGCUGGGUGAAUAACUUUGGCUAUGAAGGUCUCGGGCUGCUUUUGGAUGUGCUGGAGAGGCUUCUUGACAAGAAACAGCAAGAGAACAUUGACAAGAAGAACCAGCAUAAACUCAUUCAGUGCCUCAAGGCCUUCAUGAACAAUAAGUUUGGCCUCCAACGGAUCUUGGGGGACGAACGAAGCCUCCUCCUCCUCGCAAGGGCGAUCGAUCCUAAGCAGACUAAUAUGAUGACUGAGAUUGUCAAGAUCCUGUCAGCUGUUUGUAUCAUCGGAGAGGAGAACAUUCUGGAUAAGAUCCUGGCAGCCAUGACCAUUGCUGCGGAGAGGAAUAAUAAGGAGAGGUUUGCUCCGAUAGUGGAGGGGCUGGAGAACCACGAAGCCCAGCAGCUACAGGAGGCCUGCAUGCAGCUGAUCAAUGCCCUCGUUACAUCGCCAGAUGAUUUAGACUUCAGGAUACACUUACGAAAUGAGUUUCUGCGCUGCGGCCUCAAGAAGAUCCUACCAGAGCUGAAGGAGACAGAGGAGCUCGACAUUCAACUGAAGGUGUUUAAUGAAAAUAAGGAGGAGGAUUCCAUCGAACUGUCUCACCGACUGGAUGACAUCCGCGCAGAAAUGGAAUAUCCUUUUUACCACUGCCUCGUGUGUGCGUGCAGCCGCAAGGGCGCCCGGUGUGGCUCAUAG
Messenger RNA from Carassius auratus (goldfish), 1491 nucleotides. Its product is annotated as protein diaphanous homolog 2-like. Gene Ontology annotation, cellular component: actin filament. Lineage: Eukaryota; Metazoa; Chordata; Actinopteri; Cypriniformes; Cyprinidae. The transcript is spliced from 12 exons. Gene Ontology annotation, molecular function: small GTPase binding; actin binding. The record is from RefSeq and is a predicted model, not a curated record. Gene Ontology annotation, biological process: actin filament polymerization; actin cytoskeleton organization. Bases 250 to 1491 code for a protein of 413 amino acids.